This is a messenger RNA of Sitodiplosis mosellana (orange wheat blossom midge), 9409 nucleotides long. It is a transcript of the gene pros, whose product is annotated as homeobox protein prospero. NCBI's taxonomy places the organism in Eukaryota, Metazoa, Arthropoda, Insecta, Diptera, Cecidomyiidae. Gene Ontology annotation, biological process: regulation of transcription by RNA polymerase II. The record is from RefSeq and is a predicted model, not a curated record. Gene Ontology annotation, cellular component: nucleus. The transcript is spliced from 12 exons. Gene Ontology annotation, molecular function: RNA polymerase II cis-regulatory region sequence-specific DNA binding; DNA-binding transcription factor activity, RNA polymerase II-specific. The coding region runs from base 1271 to 4975 and encodes 1234 amino acids.
AUAUCAUCAAGGCAAGGAGUUAUCCUUAUUAUAUAGUGUCGUCGUCGAGGAAAAUUUACCAUAUCUGAAUGAACUCUCUUACAGCACGGACGAACUGAUGUGAUAAAAUUCGUCGACGAAUAUUAUUCAAUGGGAUCUUAUAAGAAAUUUAUUCAAGUGUUUUUCUUCGUGAAAACCGAACCGAACUGAACAACAAAAAAUCAACCAACCGACAAUUUUCAAUACAAGUUUCGAAAAAAUAAUUCGACAUUUAGAGACGAACAACAAGAAAAAAAAAUCACCCAACAAAAAUACACAAAACAUUUUUUCCGCAAAUAAACCGGGCUGUUAUUAUUGAACGAAAAAAAAAACAGAAGAAAUACAAACAAUUUUCACCAGUUUUCCAAUUCAACAACAUUUUAUGCUGCAAAAUUAAACGCUCAAUUUUGGAAUACCAUCAGCAUUCUUGGAUAAUUCAACGUUUAAUUUUUUUGGUUUUUUUUUCCAAACAAGUGAACAAACAGAUACAGAAAAAAAAUUGAUAAAAAAAACUGUAAUCAUGGAAAUGUGAUAAGAAAAACAGUUACGUUUUUUUAUCGCCGCAAAAAGAAAAAUAAACAACAAACUGGAGCUAUUUUGUUUGAAUGGAAAAAAAAUGCCCAAACGAAAAUUUAUGAAAAACAGAAACAAAGAAUGCCACUGAUAAUUAAGUGAUAUAGUUUCAGCAAUAUCUACGUCAAUUACACAUUUUUUCGGAUGUUUAAUUUUCAUUAGUGUGUUGGUGUAGUUUUUGUUCCUUAGUCCGUUCAUUUAGAAGUCUUAUGUUAGUUUUUUUUUAGUCAACUCUGUGCGUCUAAGAAAACACCAUACACAUCAUAAAUUUGUUUUUCACCGGUAGCGCUAUUCGUACUCUUGUCAGAAAAUAAGUUUAUCUAAAUAAUAAUAGUAGCUAACAUCCGCAAAAAGCAACAAAAGCAACUCAACAAGCACACGACAACAGCCAACAAAACUUCCUCAUAUCCGGUUUUUUGUGUGAUCGAUAAAUCAGGUCGAUGCUAUGGAAGGGGAAUCAUAGAAAUAUUGCUUAAGAGUGGGGAAUGAUUCGUUAGCAGUCGAGAAGAGAAGGCACAUUCGCAUGUAACGACAACGAUUUAAAAAUACACACUACUUUUUUUUUCGUAUAUCGUCUUGUACUUUCUGGGAAAAUCAGUAUAGGGAAAAAAAGCACGAAACACGAAAAAAAAUUCUCCCACUUUAAUGGGCUUAACACAAACAAAGUCUGGUGAUUCUUAUGAUGUCAUCAGAGGAGGACGCAGACAGUUUCGGUUUGUACGGAGAUAAGUUACUAAAGAAAGCAAAACGAGCCAGACAGCGUGUAGACGCGGGUGAACCAAGAAAUAGUUAUUCAUCGAUUCCGAAUUUUAGUUCAAGACCUUCACUCAUGAGCGGCGGUCUGUACGGGGCUAUUUAUAGCCAAAAUCAACAACAACACAAUUUCGGUUUAUUUAAUUCAAGCGGUUACGGAACGUCAACGUCAAAAAUGUUAAACGAAUUAUUAGCAAGACAAGUCAAACAAGCCCAAGAUGCUGGUGGUCCUGAAACAAAUAUGAUGCUCUCACCGAUGGAAGGCGCAUCAAAUUCGGAUGGUAGCAAACACGGUUUUGAAACAACAUCACCAAUUAUUCGGCGACAAAGUAGCGGUGGUGUCGAUUUGGAUGAUACAACCGUACAAGCAAAUGACUUGGAAAAAUUGCAUAUGUUACGAAAUAUUUUGCAAGGAAAAAAGGAACUAAUGGCAUUACACGAUCAUGAAUUAAGAGCGGCCGCUGCUGCAUCGGCGGCCAGCAUGAAUAAUUCGAUCGAACGGGCAUCGCCGGACAACAAUAAUAGCAUAAGCAAAAAUAACAACACGAACAGUAACAACAAUAUUGUGAAACAAGAAGUGAAUAUCAAAAGUGAAACAUUAGGAAAUGGUGGAAGUGAUGCGAACGAUACUAGUGAAAUAAAUGUUAACAAUAGAGUGAACUCAAUGUCGAAUCAAAUGAAUGAUGAUGUGUCACGGCAUAUGGACAAUGGUGAAGAUAUGUCGGAUAAUCGACAAGACAACGCUAUUUCUGGCGAUUUAAAUAAAGCACUCAACGACAAUAUGAUUGAUGAAGAAAUGAUCUGUUUGAAUUCGCGUUCCGAUUCGGAGAAUUCGAUGCCAUCAUCGCCCGGUUCCGAUAUGAUCGGUUCCAAAGAUGAUAUGGACAUUGAAAUGCAUUUGGAUAAAAAUAAUGUGUCGCCAAUUCCGCAGAGCCUAAAAAAUGAACCGGUUGCAAUGGAUAUGAAACGUGCUCGUGUCGAAAAUAUUGUGAAUACAAUGCGAUCCAGUCCGAUACUUCCAUCGCAACAACAUCCCCAGGUGAAUGGAUGUAAAAAGCGAAAAUUGUACCAGCCACAGCAGCACGAUGCCGAACGUUAUUCGGGUUUGAAUUUCAAUUUAGGGCUACAGGGAUUGAUGUUCGGUGAUGGUGACGAUGAUGAGGAUGACGAACAGCCGCCCGUGCAACAGAAACGCGUCGAAAAGAGUGCACUGGAAUCGGAAUUGCGGUCAUUGCAAGAGAAAUUGGCCGAAAUGCAACAAAAGUAUGUGCAAUUGUGUACGAUUGUGAAUGAACAUUCAGAGGUGCCCGAGUUAUCGCAAGAGAUUGAUGACGGCAAUAGCGAUACAUUUGAGCCAAUUGAAAAUAAGAAGGAAACACCGGAGAAACAACCAAUCCAGCGUCAUUCGGUGUCUUCGUCGCCGACCAUAUCACCGAUGAAAGAUUUAUCGUUAAAUUCCAAAGUGUCGAACGCAUCGAAUAUGAUGCUGUCGCAAGUGAUGGGCAAAAUGAUUUCAUCAAAACUGCACAAUCCCGCUCAAUUGGCACCAAACUUUAAUGGGACACAUCCGCUGCUGCAGCACAUUAACAUGACCCACAAUUCGCAUGAGCACGCACUCCAGCAAAUGCAGCACAAUCAACAGCAACAGCAGAAUGCAUUGAACCAGGCGGCCAUGUACUUUGGUGCGAUGAAUCCGAAAUUUUUCCUCGAACAAGAGGUGCGCAACAGCAAAGAAUCCGCCGAACAGCAAAAGCAACAGUCACAGCAACGUGACAGUGUGGCGCAACAACUGGAACGUGAACGUCAACAGCAACAGAAUUCAAAUCAAACAGCCGGCCAUUCGUCGUCACAACUGAAACAGGCACAGAUGCAGCAACAGGAACGUGAGCGUCCCAUGCAAAAUUCAAAUCAAAGCCAAACACAUUCGCCCCAGCAAAAGGAGUGUUCACAAUCGCAACGAACACAAGAGCAAUCGUCAAAUGCACAUGGGCAACCGUCACAGGUCGCAAUGCAGGCGCAACAACAGCAAAAUUCAUUGUCUCUCAUCACGAAAAUGAGCACAUCGGAUUUGAGCGAGCGUCUGAAUAUCGGACGAUCGAACUCCAGUUCGGUGGGACCGGUGUCCGGCACCGAUUUGGAAGGUUUGGCCGAUGUGCUGAAAAGCGAGAUCACGGCAUCACUAUCGAAUUUAGUUGAUUCGAUUGUUACAAGGUUCGUGCACCAAAGACGGUUUCUAAAUAAACAAUCGGAAGCAGCCGCUGCCGCGGCCGAACAACUAAACAAGGAUCUUAUGAUGGCAACACAACUACUUGAUCGUAAAUCGCCUCGCACGAAAGUCGCUGAUCGAUCGUCCAACGUACAAACAGCGGCUAUGUUUCAAACGCCAAAGCCACCGCAAGUGAUAAAUCCGGUAGCGGCCGCCGCACUCUACAAUUCAAUGAAUGUGCUUGGCGGUCAAGUGAAUCAAUUCUGUAUGCCGGAAUCACGUGAUACAAAUCCAGAGCAAAACGAAGCCCUUAGUUUGGUAGUACAACCGAAAAAGAAGCGACACAAGGUCACUGACACACGAAUCACACCACGCACCGUUAGCCGAAUCCUUGCACAGGAUGGCAUUGGACCCGCGGCAAAUCAACAACAAAUCGAAUCGAACACAAACGCAAACAUGAACAACAACAAUAACAACAACAGCACGAACGGCAAGGGAUCGAUUGCAUCAGGUAAAUUCAUAUUGAUGAAUACAUCGACGACGACGCCAUCAGAAAGCCCAUCACCGCGAUCAUCAUAUCAUGGACCACCUCCAUCAUCAAUGCUACAAGCGUUAUCAACCUCUGUUGCAAUACCAAAUCCAUCAUUACACGAAUCACAAGUGUUCUCGCCGUACAGUCCAUUCUUCAAUCAUCAUAACGGGCCACAUGCACCGCAACAGGCUCAAGUCCAUCAUCUCAAAAUGCCAGCCAGCCCACCCGGUUUUGCUGGUAUGAUGGAUCCACGUGAUUCGCCGCCACUACCUCAUCCACCAACGAUGUUGCAUCCAGCUUUACUAGUACCACCACCACAAGAUUAUGCUCAUAUUCGAGCAGCUAUGGAUAAUAAUGACCGGAACUCGGAUUGUAAUUCAGCUGACAUCAGUUUUGAUGGACUUCAACCUACUUCGUCAACAUUGACUCCGAUGCAUCUGCGUAAAGCGAAACUGAUGUUCUUCUGGGUGCGAUAUCCCAGUUCGGCCGUGCUCAAAAUGUACUUCCCAGACAUCAAAUUCAACAAAAACAAUACGGCCCAGCUGGUCAAAUGGUUUUCAAAUUUUCGUGAAUUUUACUACAUUCAAAUGGAGAAAUAUGCUCGGCAGGCAGUUAGCGAGGGUAUCAAGAGCCCAGAUGAUUUACAUAUUAGUGGCGAUAGUGAAAUUUAUAGGGUGCUCAAUUUACACUACAAUCGAAACAAUCACAUCGAGGUACCUCUUCGAUUCCGCGAAGUAGUUGAGCAAACGUUACGCGAAUUUUACCGUUCCAUUCAAGGUGGCAAAGACACCGAACAAUCAUGGAAAAAGUCCAUUUACAAGGUUAUUUCCCGAAUGGAUGAUUCAGUUCCAGAAUAUUUCAAAUCUCCGAACUUCUUGGAGCAGCUGGAAUAAUUGGAUGGCCCAUGUGACAACAUAUAUACUACAAAAAUGACAAAGAAGAUGUUGAACGCAACACAAAACACAACACACACACUGAGAAAACACAACAAGAAGGUGACGACAAAGAUAAACAAUCAACUAUUCAACAAGUUAAAAAACACAAAUCUAAGACACUAAACAAAUGAUAAUAAUGUUAUGACAAAGAGAAAGAAAUUAACAAUGAUUAUUAUGCACCCGAUGUAGAUGUGAAUUGAAAAACCAUUUCGAUCCAUUUUCUCACUCUCGCGUCUGCCUCUGUUUUUUGGUUUAAGUUUUGUUUGAAGCAGUUUUUUUCUCGUAAUUUUUUUUUUAACUUAAAUGUAAAAUUUGGGCAAUUCUCGCUCAUUUUGCGAUGAAGAAACGCCGUAAUUGGUCUUGUAACUGAAAUUUUACACAUUUUUGAAUACAAAACGAUUAUUACAAAAAUACGACCAAAAAAAGAAGUUUAACACAAUUUUUUUAAUAGUUUUUUUUUUAAUUAUGAAUAUGUUUUAAUUUAUUGAGAGAAAGUGCUUUUUCAUUCACACACACAACGGUAGACAAGCAAGAGUGUUAACUUACAAUGUAUACACACAAACAAACCAACAAAAAAUGCACACGAAAUUGAGAGACUAAAUGAAUAAUUUUAAAAACUGAAGAGAAACAAAAAAAAACGUGAAAAAAACACAAACACACAGAGUAUAAGAGAAAACCUAACAAAUUUAAAAUUAUAAAAAAAUUUAAAACAUAAAACCCAAUAAAAUAGUUUGAUGAAAAGAAACUAAACUUAAAUUAAAUGAAACAAGCAAAGUGGAUGACAAACGAAAAAAAUUAUAAUUAUUAUUAUUACUAUUUAAAAAAAACAAAUUAGAAUGAUACACAUACACGAGAGUAAGCAAAGUUUAAGAGAAAACACAAUUAAAAAAAAAAUACAAACAACGUUUGUGGUUCCUAUCUAACAAAAAACAAAGACAAAAACAAACAUACAUACAAAAAAAAGUGUAGUUCGCUUGCGUCCAUUGAAGCGGCUACCCAAAAAUUACUAAUUUCAAGUUAUAUACGUGUAUUUAGGCGAUUUCAUUUCAUUUUUUUUUUAAAUCAUUUUGGAAAUAUACAAAAUGUAAUCAAACAAAUUAAAAAGAGUUAGAUGUGUCAAGCAUUUCUUCCAUGUUUGCUCUCUAAAUAUAUGAUUAGGAAAGAAAAUGCAAAAAAAAAAAACCAUAAAAAUUUUAUGAAAAUCGAUCCGAGUUUGCGAAAAUGCGAAAAAACCAAUCACUGGACUUAAAUACAAAAAUAAACCGAUAUUUUACUUUUCUCUAGAUUGAAAAUCGAAACCAGCGAACGUGCUAUUCGCAACAACACAUUCACACACACACUUGAAAACAAUCUACCAAAGAAAAAGAACGUGUAUGUUUUUUUUUUCAUUCUCGUCUUUGGAAUCAUAAUGAAAGAAAGAAGAAAAAAUUUACCUUAUGACAACACACACAGACAAAAAUUAUAAAAUUAGAAGUAUUAUAUUAUAAUAUUACAUAGAAUAAGCUCUAAAACAAAUGAAACGAACAACACAACCAAAAUGAAGCAUGUUUUAAUGAAUAAAAAUUAAAAUGAAACCAAAAAAAAAAUGAAUUGAAAGACACGCAAAACAUACACACAAACAAAAUUCACACAUUUCAUCGGAAUGAUAACAAGCGCUAAACUCGAUUUAUUUUCUUUAAUUUCUCGUUUUUCAAUGGAAUUGGAAGUCAAACACACUUACGCAAAAAACUACAUAAAAUAAACAGCAAUAAAAUAAUAAAUAAAAGAAUAAAAACACAUGAAAAUAAAUCACUCGAAGAAAAAAUGGAACGAAUUCAACAACAGCAACAGCAUUCAAUCGAAAUAUAACCCGGGAAAUAUAUAGCCACCGUUUAAUUCAAUACUACGAAUCAACCAUAGCUAACUCUGCAGGAGUAAGACACACAGAAAAAACCAAGCAACCAACCAACCUUGAGUCCUAAGCAACAACUGCUUCAUUCAUUUUAAAUGUUUUUUUUUAGUUUUCGAUCAUUGAUUUUGCACAAGUUAUCACUUUUAUUUCAUUCUUUACAUUUGUAUAAAUUUUAUAUGGAUUAAGUGCAUUCAGUUUUACAUUUCUUACUUUGAUUGUUUUUUCUUUCGUCGGCUUGACAAGGUUCCAGAGAAUGUGUUUCAUUUGAAAUAUCCGCCAGAGUGCUGCAGUGAAUGAGAUUUACUGCGGGGAAAUUUCAAUCAGGAUUGAGACUCGAUUGAAAAGGAGAGUUGGAAUUCUUGAGUGAAACUUGCCCAAGUGACUCGACGGGCAUUUCAAGUCAAACGCAUGAACACUUGAACAACGGCCAUUUUCGGUUCAUUUAUCACAACCAAACAACAGCAAUAGUAAAUAAAAAUAAAACAAAUGUGUAAACUGUAUUGCCCAUCAGUAACAUCAAACCAAGAGACAACAAGAAACGUUCAAAUUGUUUUCUUUUGAACAAACUAGACUCUUUUUUUUUGCUAACAGUUAUUUGUGCACGAUUUCGAGUGUCGCAAUGUGGAAGCAUUGUCGACUGCAUUUGAAAAUACCUUUGAUGCUUCAAUUGCAAUCCGUCUUCGAAAUCGAACACAAUUCUGCGAAGAAAAAAAAAACACACCCAACCAAAUGUAAUUUAGUAACUUACAAUUAUUGAAAGAAAAAAAAAACAUAAUAUUCUAUUGAAAUUUAAAACAAGUAUUUAACUUAAUGCAAGUAAAUGAAUUGAAAUUAUUGAUAACAAAGAAGUACUUUGACAGAGAAAUGCAAAAAAAAUGAAUGGCGUGAAAAGCAGCAAAAUGUUCGUCUCCAAAUGGAUACACACAUUAUGCGCAUAUGCUUACGCCGCUCAGAGUCUGACGGUCAGACAAAAAAAUUAAAAAUCAAUUCAACAAAAGAAUUAUUUAAGGGCUAACAAGAAAAUAAAAACAAUGGACUACAAAAAAAAAUAUAUGAUUGAAUGACAUGUGUAUGUGUUUAAGGCUUUGAUUUUAAAUGAAUUUUUCCUCCAACACUGCGCCGAACGAUUAAAAUGCAAUUGAGAAUGAAUACAGAAGCACAUAAGAUUUUUAAUUGUAAUCAUAUAUAGAUACAAAGUAUUUAGGCUAAUUUGUGGUUGAUAUUCAAUUGGAUGGCAUUGGUUUUGAUUCUCUCUUUUGAUCAAUCGGCAAAAUAUUGUACGUUGAUUACGAAAAAUGAUGACAAAAUGAACUGUGCACGAAGAACGAUCAUUGCUUGUGAACGAAGAAUGAUCUUCGGCCAUUGUUUUGGUGCCACAAUGAAUGAUUCUUCGGCGAUACAGUUCAUUUUGCCAUCAUUUUUGCUGUCCAAAUGUUCAACGUGAUAUUUUCGGUAUUGUUGAAUUAUCGUUCCUCUUAUUUUUCGUAUCAAAAUUCAAGAAAAAUUUCACCAUUUUUUUUUCAUUUCAAAAACUAAAAAAAGAAAAAAAAAAUCAAUAUGUUGAUUCAUUCGGAAAUUUGGAGAGAAAAAAGUAUUAAAAACUAAUAAGAAUUUAAAGCGUGACAUGAAUGCAUUUUCGAUCGAUAGCUUAUAAGGAAGAACCCCAAUCAAUUUAAUUUAUUUUUUAAAUUAAUUUUUCAUUUGAUUAAAUGCAAAUAAAAAUGUUUUGGCAAACAGAAGAACAAUUGAUUACACACAUAUGAAAAUUGAUAACAAUAGACACAUGUAUGAGGCAUAUUUUUUAUCUCGACUGAUUUGUACAUAGAUAAUAUUGAAAGAAUUUCUUUUGUUCUUUCUGUCUAGUUUUUCUUCUAUUUUCUUUCUUAUUAUUAAUAUCAACAAUUUUUCGGAAAUUUUUCCUCCUUUUUUUACAAUUUCUUUGAAUUUUUCUUUUCUUUUCUUUGAAUUAUUUAAAUUUAAAAGAAAAAAAAACACAAAACCCUAACCAUUAAGUAGAUAAAUUUCCAUGGCGUAAAAGAUAUUUAAAGCUACAUUUGAUUAAAAUGUCACAUUCCAAAAAUGAAAGAAAAAGAAGAAUAAACACACACAAAUACACACACAUUAAUAUGGUCCUCAUUUUCGUUUUCGAGGCUUUAUAUGCAGUGAGAGAUGUUUUAACGUUACGUUUUAAUUGGAAAUUGUAUGCAUUACAGCAUAGAAAAAAAUCACAAUUACAAAUUAAUCGAAAAUAAUUCAAAAAAGAAGAUUUAAAAAGCAAAAUGAUUAAGAGUGUGAACACAUGACACGUUCACAGUAAACACACACAUAACAACAACAACAAAAAUUCAACAAUUUUAAAUGCAUAUUGAACGAUAAUGCCAAAAAACCAAAAAGCAAAGAACAACAACAAAUUAGGCAAAAACCGUUUGACUUAGAAAGCAUAUAGGUAUUAUCAUUAAGAUGGUGUAUAUUGCAAAAUAAAUAAAAAUUAACAAAAUCAA